GCCACCCUGGUUCGGAAGACAUGACUGCCGAAGAGAUGGAGGUCGAAAGAAUGGAGGUUAUUGAGGAUAGCGGCAGCACGAGCAGCAGCGAGGGCGAGGGCUCCACAGGAGAGGCGGAGAGGGAGAGUGAUGGCCAGGAAGAAAUGCAGGGCUCUGAUGAAGUGGGCGAAGAGAAGGCCGCUAUUCCAGAGUUCAGCAAGUUCAUGCAGGGGUUCUGGGAUCUGGCUAGCGUGGAUGUGCCAGUCAGGGUUGGCGCGGCAGCUAUGAUCGUGAGACACGUGUCCAAUCAAGGGGGCGACGCAGAAUACGCGGUCAAGCGGCUGGUGCGAGGCAUAUGCUCCAGCCGCCAGUGCGCGAGGCAGGGCUUCGCCUCGUGCCUUGCGCAAGUGCUGGCCGUGCUACCCAAGGACGCGCCUACAACACCGGCCGUGCUGGAGCAAAUUUUGAAUACCACCCAGACGACGGCAGCGAUGAAGGGAGCCGACGAGCGAGAGCUGGCCCUAGGGCGCCUCCUGGGGGUUUCCGCUUUGGCCAUGUCGGGGCGACUCAGAUCGGAACCGGAGAGCGCGGAGGGGGCGCUGAAGGCGGUGUCAGAGCUGUACACGAAGAGGAAGUGGAUCGGGCAGGCGGCGGGGGAGGCGGCUCUCCUGGUGACCUCCAAGGCCUUCGAAGGGGAGGGGGAGUUCCUGCGAGUGGUCCUACCGCUCAUGGUGCCCCUGCUAAAGGGGAAGGACGGAAGCACCCUCCAGCUGGCGGAUCUGUCCUCAGACCAGCUGCUGCUCUCUCUGGGCUUGCGCUCCAUCAUGAGGGAGAGGGGCCUGGAUCCGCAGGAAGAUGCCGCCCUGAAGCAAGCACUGCCGGCGUUCUUGAGACACGCUUCGGUGGUGCGGGUCGGGAAGGCACAGGACCUGGUAUCGCCGCUGAAGCAGUCGGCAGGCGUCUUUCCGAAGGUUCACUCGCUGUGGGGACGCUUGUGGGACGACCUUGGCCUUUCCCCAGCCGGUCAGCCUCGUGCUUCGCUUAGCGCCAAGCGCCUGAAGAAGCUGGGAGAGGUUUGGUCUUGUGUGGUGGACGGCGCUCUUACGAACACGUCGCUCAACAACAAGGGGACUGCGGUCCUCCUGCUCAAGCAGGUAUUGCAACGGGUGCCGGCGGCGGGUGUGUGGCACGUGCUCUCCCCAGGCAUCGUUCGCCUCAUUCUCAACCACACCAAGGCGCGCGAUUCUUGUGGAGAAGAAAACUACCUGUUUUCCUUGGUGCACAUGACGCUCAAGCAGCUGCCGAAGAUCGUCAAGGAUGAUCAGGAGGUUCAGGCGCAGGUUGCGGCGUGCCUUCUCCGCAGGGGCUCCAUCCGCUUCGACAACCGGACCGGGGUGAACGUGGUGUCUUCCCUCGUAAAGGGGAUGGGGCAGGAAGCCUUGGACGCCCACGUGGAGUUCCUCAAGGGCGUUGUGCGGGGCAAGCCAGGGUGGGCAGGCUCCGAAGAGCCCGUCGCGAACGGCGUUGCAACCUCCGAAGAACCCACCGACGGUUCUGGUUCCGAUGCCGGCUCGGCGGCGGAACGCCUCCAGGCCGUGGAAGCCCUCUACUCCUUGGCGAGGAGUUCCGGGGGUGGUGACGGGGUCGGGGGCAAGAGGGACGCCAGGGGCGCCGCGAUUGUUGCUGCUGCUGGGGGGGGGGGUGGCUUGGAGAUCCAGGGGAAGCGGCUCACCAAGACUGCUGAGUUUUUCCUGGAGGCCGGUUUCUUCGCCCCGGCGGAUGGAGCGGCGGCGACCGCCAUGCCCCCGAAGACGCUGGAGCUCUGCCGCUCCAAGUUCUUCAGCCUCGUAGCCGAUAUCGCUGCCAAGCCGCUCUUCUGGCAGACUAACCCCGGCGCCAACAAGGGCGAGAGCAAGAGCAAGAGCAGCAAGUCCCCCUCAAAGAAAAAGCCUACCGAUGAGGGGGGCUCCGCCGGAUGGGGAGCGCUGGAGGCCCUGUGGGGUCUGCACGAGACCUGGCAGGGUCUGGAGGGAGCGGGGAGGAAGCUGGUGAAGGGGCUGUCAGUGGGUGUGGACGAGCGGGAGGCGUGCUCGGUGGCGCUGGCUGUUGUCGGGCGAAUCAGGGCCGGCGCAGCAAGGGACGACAAGCUCGGCUCUGCGUUCGCCGGCAUCCUGCUGCUGGUGUCGCUGCACAUGCUGGAAGGGUCGAAGGAGGGGGUACGCGGCCGGGAAAUGGAGCGCAGCCAGCACAUUACUGAUCUCGUCGAGACCUACGGCCGCAUGUCUGGCUCGGCUAACGACGAAGAGGAUGGCGAUGAUGAUGAAGAGGAGGAAGACAAGGACGAGCCGGACCCUCUGGCCAUGCUUGCCGACGUUCUCGUGGCCGUCGUUGCUGAGCCGUCGAGUCACUCCGUCCGGGGGCUCCGUGACACGGCCAGGCGCGUGUGGGGUAUGGUGUGCGGUUCGACCCCUUUGACGCGUUCUGCUCUCAACACGUUAGUGGCCGCCGUGUGCGGAGACCAGGAUGAAGGCGGGAACGAGUCAUCCUCAGAUGAUGAGGACGAAGACAGCGAUGGCGACGGCGACGAGGAGAUGGCAAAGAAUGGAAAGGCUGGGGCUGAGGGGAAGGACAGCAGUGGCGGUGAGCAGGAGGAGAGCAGCUCCGACGACGGCGACAGCGACAGCGACGGCGACGGGAACGAUGGAGACAACGAUGAGGUGAUGGUUGACCCGUCGGACAUGGAAGCACUCUUGGGCGGAGAAGACGACCAAGACGGAGAGGAAGCUUUCCAGCAUCAUGCGGGGGCCGACAAGGCGUUGGGAGCUCUCAUCGGGCUGAAGAAGUCGGGGCGGAAGAAGGGAGCUCAGGAGGCAGAGCGACAAGGGUACCAGAUACGACUUCGCGCCUUGGAUCUGCUAGAAGUGGUGUGUUCGCGCCGGUCGGACUCGCAACACCUCCUCACCGCCCUGUUGCCCGUCCUCAAGAGCAUCGAGAAGCUAAGCGGAGUCGCCACAGGAGGCGAGGGUUCAGCCCUCAAUAUCCGCCUCCAGGGUCUCUACAAGAACCGCCUGUGCAAGUGCAAACCCCGGGCCUCCUCCUCCUCCGAGGAACAAGGAUCGAAACCAGGGGACGACGCCGACGACACCCGCGCCCAGACCGCGGAGGCUUUCUCGGAGCUGAUCGGCCUCUGCCGUGCCUGGGAGAAGAAGAACUCGCCCCUCGCGUCCUUAGCCCUCGAGGGUGCCCUGUGCUGCCUGAGAUCCCUCAAGGGCAAGGGCAAGGGCGGCGGCGGCGGGGACGCCUUGGAGGGGGCCUUGAAGGCGCUCGCCACGGCUGUGGGAGACUUCUUCGGGAAGAAGAGGGGCGGUGGCUUCACGGUUGUCCAGGUCGAGGAGGUGGUCAAGCGCUUCCCUGACGUGUUGUUGCCAGUGCUGGUCAAGGCGGCUCAGGGAGCGGCCGCAAGCGACUUCCUCAGGACAGAGGCCUUCAGUCUACUGGCAGGGGUCAUCCAGAAACGCGGAUCGAUGAACCCAGCUUCUCGCGAAACCCUGCUGGCCCAGUGUCCCGCGAUCUUCAAGGCAUUGAGUGACGUCAUGUCCAUUGCCGCCAAGGAAGCGGCCUCGUCCGCCGUCACAAAUGCAACAGGAGAUACGGCCGAAACCGACGACAAGAAACCGGCAAAAGCAAACGCGGCAUCCUCGUCGGCUAUGCUCAAGGCGAAACGCCUGAAGCCUAUCUUGGGUUGCCUCUCGGCUACCGUCGGCGCCGACGAGGGUGUCGGAGCCCUCUCCGCCCUGGCCUCUGAGGCGAGGUCGCUGAAGGCAUCGCUCGCCGCGGUCGGGGAGGCGAGCGCUAGCCUGCCGAUGCAGCUGCAGUGCGGACAGGUGGCGCAAGCGCUGGACCCGAUAGCGGCAGCAGGAGGGAAGGAGGAAAACGGAGCGGCAGAAACGGUCUCCGAAGAGGACGGCAGCAAGAAGAAGAAGAGGAAGAUGGACAAGUCGUCGCCGAAGCGCAAGGCGGCCGCCGAGGUUGACGUUACCCCCGACACCGAAGUUGACAGUCCCGUGGCGACGGCGGCGGCUGACGUCGACGAGAGCAAGCCCAAGAGCAGCAGCAGCAAGAAGAAGAAGAAGCGGAGAGAGAGCAAGGAAGGCUGAAGGCGGAGACCGCGCAAUCGGUCCGACGUUGUGGUGUUUCCGUGGCCGUGGCGCGUACUAGCCAACUCCUGCCAUUGUCCUUGCCUUGUCUGGGAUGUCUGGGUUUGUGUUUUUUUGCUGUCUGUGUCGGUCGAGGUCUACUCUACUUGUUGUUGGCGCGUCGCAAGAACAUUGAAAGGGGUCUAGUUGACAAUUUGCACGGCAAUUGGGGGUGGGGAGUGCAUAGAGUGUCUUUGCAGUCGCUAGGGGGCGUCGGUGAACGGAAGGAGCUCUCUGCAUUUUCGAGGUAGGCUCGGUGUCAUAGGCAGACGUGGAGGGGAAUGCUUGGUUUCGACUGAAUGCCCUCUCACACCUUACAUCGCAACCGCCGUACUUAGUUCACGUAGCAUUUUUUUUAUCGGCAUUAUCACCGCUCUCUGCUGUUGGGUGGUGUAGCCUAUUGAGCUCGCUCACACAGCAGUGGCUGGGCGCUUCAACAUCUUCGCAACCUUCUGACGUU
Ectocarpus sp. CCAP 1310/34 is the source of this 4635-nucleotide messenger RNA. The record is from the annotation of a GenBank genome assembly. NCBI's taxonomy places the organism in Eukaryota, Phaeophyceae, Ectocarpales, Ectocarpaceae.